Molecule: messenger RNA, 529 nt
Organism: Apis dorsata (giant honeybee)
Lineage: Eukaryota; Metazoa; Arthropoda; Insecta; Hymenoptera; Apidae
Gene: Obp19
Exons: 5
Coding region: 102-509 (135 amino acids)
Molecular function (GO): odorant binding
Source: RefSeq, a predicted model, not a curated record
CUAUAAAAAGACGUCGCACAUUCGAUAUUUGUUCAGUUGUUGUUGAAUGUAUUUCAAGCAUUCGAAUCUUAUUUAUUUAAAAUCGAUAUAUUUAAAAAAAAAUGAAAACUAUCGUGGUUAUUUUUGCAUUUUGCAUUUGCGUUAGUGCAAUGACACUUGAAGAAUUGAAAACCUCAUUACUUGAUGUGCAACAAACUUGCAAGGCAGAAUCUGGCAUUGAUGAACAAAAAGCAGAUGAAGUUAAUGGAAUCAACUUUGAUGUAGAAGAUGAGAAAUCUCAACUUUACUGUGAAUGCAUAAUAAAAAAAUUCAACGCUAUUGACGAAGACGGAAAUUUUAAUGAAAAUGUAGUUCGAGAAGUAACGACUAUAUAUUUAGACGAAAAUGAUAUUAAUCAAUUAAUCGCCGAAUGUUCAUCUGUUUCUGAUGCCAACAUACAUCUAAAAUUUAGUAAAUUAAUGAAGUGUUUUGAGAAAUAUAAAACAAUGAAGGAAAUAUUAAAUCUCUAAAUUUGUUCAAUUAUUAAAAG